Molecule: messenger RNA, 858 nt
Organism: Scedosporium apiospermum
Lineage: Eukaryota; Fungi; Ascomycota; Sordariomycetes; Microascales; Microascaceae
Product: Proteasome subunit beta type-5
Exons: 2
Coding region: 1-858 (285 amino acids)
Cellular component (GO): proteasome core complex
Molecular function (GO): threonine-type endopeptidase activity
Source: RefSeq, a predicted model, not a curated record
AUGGACGCACUAGUAGCCAAGUAUCGCCGUCCUGCGGCCAUGAUGCAGGAGCAGUUCGGCGAGGAGGAGGAAAUGGACAUCAUGGGCGCUGAGAACCCUGCCCUGUCCCUCAAGUUUGCCAUGCCUCCAGUUACUCACCCCUCAGCCUGGCUCCGCUCAGCGACCGACGACCGAUCGAACCCGCAAUGCCCCAUCAAGAUCGCCCACGGCACCACCACGCUCGCCUUCCUCUUCCAGGGCGGCAUCAUCGUAGCCACAGACUCCCGAGCCACGGCCGGCAACUGGAUCGCCUCGCAGACGGUCAAGAAGGUCAUCGAGAUCAACUCUGUCCUUCUAGGCACCAUGGCUGGUGGUGCCGCCGACUGCCAGUACUGGCUCGCUUGGCUGGGCAUGCAGUGCCGUCUCCACGAGCUCCGACACAAGCGCCGCAUCUCGGUGGCGGCGGCGUCCAAGAUCCUGGCGAACCUCGUCUACUCGUACAAGGGCAUGGGUCUGAGCAUGGGAACCAUGUGUGCUGGCGUCACCAAGGAGGAAGGCCCCGCGCUGUACUAUGUCGACAGCGAUGGGACGAGGUUGAAGGGGAACCUUUUCUGCGUUGGUAGCGGACAGACGUUUGCCUAUGGUGUGUUGGACGCUGAGUACCGAUACGAUUUGACGGAUGAGGAGGCGUUGGAGUUGGGGAGCAGGAGUAUCCUUGCGGCGACGCAUAGGGAUGCUUAUUCGGGUGGUUACAUCAACCUGUACCAUGUCAAGGAGGCCGGAUGGGUGAAGCAUGGCUUCAAUGAUACGAACCCUAUCUUCUGGAAGACGAAGUUGGAGAAAGGCGAGUUCACCAACGUUACGAGCUCGCUGGAUUAA